AUGGCAUCAAUCGUGGAAGAUGACGACGAUCGAGAUCUCGCAGGGUCGCCGGAUGGAAGCUCCGACAACGAAAUGGACGAUACACUCAGGGACGCGGACGAAGGUGGGGGGGACAACGAGCCGGACAUAGACGCAGACGGCGACGCAGACGACCAGGAUCCAGACAGCCCCUCGAAUGCUAGCCAUGCAUCAGAGGGCGCCGGUAUAGCUACACAAUCGAAUCAAGAGACCAAGUUCAGUCCCCCAGCUCCGAACAACGCCACAUCAGACUUAAUCUCCGUUUUCCACCCGAGCGUGCGAGCAGAGUGUCUCACGGCUUCCACAUACGAUAUAGUCCCGACAACGGCUGCUCCUCACAGUACAUCGAUAAACGCUAUAACAGCCACGGCUGAUAUGAGAUGGGUGUUUAGCGGAGGAUCGGAUGGAUAUGUGCGGAAGUUCAACUGGGUGGAUUCGAUGAACAGCAAGCUGAUGUUGACCGUGGCGCAACGGCACCCGUUCGUGGACAGCGUUAUAAAGGCAGGUGUGCUGAUGACAUAUUGGGAGAACAUGGACGGCUCCGCUUUAUCACCGGUGUACUCGCUGGCCACCCAAAGCGAGGGUCUCUGGUUGUUGUCCGGCUUGGAGUCGGGUAGUAUCCGGCUGCAGUCUAUCCGGCAUGAAGAAGGGAAGGAGAUUGCUCUCCUACAGCAACAUACCUCAGCCGUAUCCGUUCUGAACUUGACAUCCGAUGAAAAGUCAUUAUUAUCCGGAAGUUGGGAUAAACGGAUUUUCGAUUGGGACCUCAACACAGGGCAGACUCGGCGUGUUUUCGGCUCGAGCGCUGGACAAAUAUCAGCGAUUGAGCUGCGUCCGGAGUCUAGUCUCCCAAUCCCUAGGGAUACCUCCGAGUUCCAACAACCCAACGGAACCUACUCUUCAAAUAAUCAAGCCAGCGUAAACAACAGCUUCGACUACAUGGACACAUCAAAUGACCAGGGCGACAAUGGUGCUUUAAACCCGCAGGCGGGAUCACCAACAGACUCGCUCUUUGGCGGAGCCGACUCUCUAUUCGGCGAUGCAGAUGGCACGGGAGGCGAUGGCCUGGGUCCGUCCACUAAUGCGUUCGGCAUAGACGAGGAUGAUGAGUUUGGCAAAGCCCUCGCCAACGGCGUUCUUCCCGACGCGGACGCACCGGGAGAGCCAGACGGCGACCCCAUGAUCCAGCAAAACGGCAUCUUUGACCACACUUUCUCCUCCCAAGAUGCUGGCGGUAUUGGGAUGGGUACUCCCUUCGCUAGCCAGCCAGUAGACUCUCAACCAGGGGACAUGUCCAAUCACCUGUCCCAGCCACUAACCAACGGCCUUCCUCACGCUGAAGAAUUAGAACCUCCCCCUCAAGAACCAGAUCAAUCACAAGCCACGCCAUUCGAGGCAACAAACGUUACCGACAACACCUUCCUCGCCGCCUCAAUAGACGGCACAAUCCGAGUCUGGGACCGACGGCAACCAUCCGCCAUCGCCCGCAUCACUCCCCAUAACUCGCCGCCCUGGUGCAUGAAUGCAUGCUGGUCCCCAGACGGGAACUACAUCUACGCGGGGCGCCGAAACGGCACAGUCGAAGAAUACAGUCUGCACAAGGGACUACGAGAUCCCGAGCGAACCUUUAAAUUCCCGCAAGGAAGCGGGCCCGUCACCGCACUCAAAGCAAUGCCUAACGGGCGACAUCUCGUUUGCGCAUCCCACGAUAUCCUUCGUCUCUACGAUCUGAAACACGAACAAGCCACCCGCCACUCCACGGUUCCCUUCCUCAUCAUCCCUGGCCACCGCACGGGGACAGUCUCACAACUAUACAUAGAUCAGGCGUGUCGAUAUCUCAUCUCCACGAGCGGUAAUAGAGGCUGGGAGGGCAGCACGACAGAAGUCCUGCUAGGAUACGAGAUUGGCGUCCCUUCUCCUCGGUAG
Molecule: messenger RNA, 1944 nt
Organism: Aspergillus calidoustus
Lineage: Eukaryota; Fungi; Ascomycota; Eurotiomycetes; Eurotiales; Aspergillaceae
Source: the annotation of a GenBank genome assembly